Cooperia oncophora is the source of this 393-nucleotide messenger RNA. The record is from the annotation of a GenBank genome assembly. NCBI's taxonomy places the organism in Eukaryota, Metazoa, Nematoda, Chromadorea, Rhabditida, Trichostrongylidae.
AUGCAUGUGCUAUGGGAUAUGCUCUAUUUCAAAGGACAAAUGAAGAAUGAAAAAGGAGAGCCGCUAUUCCCAGGAAUCGUCAACAAGAUAAAAGCAGCGCUGUAUCCUCCUGGAUGGUUCCCAGGAGUUCCUGUACAAUCAUUCUUCCACUGGAUGAGCCUUGUCGACACGGCCUACGGAGUUCCUGAGCCUGAAAAACCCGUCGUCAAAUACAAUCCGCCUUUGGAAGCCUGGAUAAAACUCUAUUUGGUCGGACACUUCACACUGUUAUUGGCGAUAUUCCUACAUUUCGAAUACGAUCGAGCAUCGAUGAGCUACGUGGACUUUACGCUGAAAAUCGCGUUCUUCCUCGUCACAAUGCAGACCUUCGGAGCGUUCUUCGAUAGAAAGUAG